AUGGCUGGCCUGAGCCAAUUCUGCCCAAAGUGCACUUUGCUCCUCUUGGCUUUGCUGUUCCCGCUGGAGCUCCCCCUGGGAGAGGGCAAGGCAGCCCCUUCCCCGGAGGGCGCUGUGUCUGGGGUCCCCUCCCUCCCUCUCAUCCAGAUGCUUUUGAGAGAGGCCCCGCCCAGAGCCAGGCCCCAGGGCCGCCGCAGGAGGCAAACCAGGGGGCAGCCGUUGCGCUACAUGCUAGACUUGUAUCGGAGUGUGGCUGACCGGCACGGCCAGCCGCGCAGGAACCGUCGGCUCAGCACCAAUGCUAUCCGCCUGGUCCAGCCCUUUGCCAAGGCCCGCCAGCCUGGGACAGGUCCCUGGCUGGUCUGGAACCUCGACUACCGCCUGGAAAUCAAGCCGCAGGUAGAGCACUUGGUGAGGGCCACAGUGGUCUAUUCGCGGAUUCAGUCUUCAAGCCACGGCCAGUUCUUGUGCUCAGCUGAGCUGCUCUCCAGUGGAAGCGUCGCAUCUCCGGUCACCCUUGGCCUGGCUCCCCCACGCACCGACAUAAGGAACGCCUCCACCGCUUCUUCCUGGGAGAGCUGGGUGGAGACGGACCUCUCUGCACAUCUCCAGCUGUGGGCCUGGGGUGCCCACAGGAGCCGGGUGGUCCGUGUGAGCCACACCUGUGCCUUUCUGGGGCCUUUUGGGGGCUCGUCCCCAGACCCUGGCUGGGCAGAUAAGCUGUCUUUGAAUUACCCCUUCUUGCUGCUCUACCUCAAUGACACUCAGAGAGGCAUUCGGGCCGAGUUUGGGGGUUUGAGCUCUGAGCAGGCGCCUUUCCCCCAAAGCCUGGCCCACGUCCGCCAGGCUCGUGAGGUGGGCAAGCUUGCCCUGGAUGUUCCAAGCUAUGGCUGCACAAAGAGUCCCAAGCAGAAGGAGUGCUCCCUCCGCCACUUCCGGGUCAGCUUCCGCCAACUGGGCUGGGACCACUGGAUCAUCGCUCCCAAUUGGUACUUGCCCCAGUAUUGCAAGGGGAGCUGCCCCCGUAUCCUGCGCUACGGCUUCAACUCUCCCAACCACGCCAUCAUCCAGAACUUCAUCAAUGAGCUAGUGGACCAGAGUGUCCCCCGUCCAUCCUGCGUCCCUUAUGAGUACGGCCCCAUCAGUGUCCUCAUGCUUGAACAGAACAACAAUGUCCUCUACAAGGUGUACGAGGACAUGGUUGCUAAGUCCUGCACCUGCCGCUAAAUCUUGGGGAUGGGUGGGUGGGUUAUGUAGGGAGAUGCUAAGCCCCACCAUGGGGCAACCUUCUGAGGAUGACCUCAUGUGCUGUAGAACCGGUUUGCAUUUUCCUGACAGCCAUACCUAAGAGACAGUCCAGGUUUUAAUAGUUGUGGCUAUUAUUCACCUAGGUCCUGAUUUCUCUCACUUCCUGGUGACAUGACGGAUGUACAAGUUCGCUGGGCUGUUUUACAGCAAGGUUUUUAGGCACCUGUUGGCAAAUUGUCCUUUCCAUGUACUUCUUCAAAGAAAGAGGUCCUGCUGGGAGCUUUCACCCUGCCAGAACCUCAGGAAGAGUGAGGAGAUG
Elgaria multicarinata webbii is the source of this 1567-nucleotide messenger RNA. RefSeq names its product bone morphogenetic protein 15 (gene BMP15). Gene Ontology annotation, molecular function: growth factor activity; cytokine activity. Bases 1 to 1227 code for a protein of 408 amino acids. The record is from RefSeq and is a predicted model, not a curated record. Gene Ontology annotation, cellular component: extracellular region. Lineage: Eukaryota; Metazoa; Chordata; Lepidosauria; Squamata; Anguidae. The transcript is spliced from 2 exons.